This is a messenger RNA of Priapulus caudatus, 1555 nucleotides long. Its product is annotated as haloacid dehalogenase-like hydrolase domain-containing protein 3. The transcript has a single exon. Lineage: Eukaryota; Metazoa; Priapulida; Priapulimorpha; Priapulimorphida; Priapulidae. The record is from RefSeq and is a predicted model, not a curated record. Bases 312 to 1103 code for a protein of 263 amino acids.
CGCCACCUCGCUGCAAAUAAAAGUGAAAGAAAACUUCAAAGGAGGAAAGGUAGUGAAGUACUAAUACUAGGUUAAAGAAGCAUUUGCAUAAGAUCAGAGAUGUCUUAUUAAUCUAUCUGACUACGGGAAGCAUAGAUAACAACAUCUGUCGCUCAGGAUUCCCGUAAAAUAUUACCUAGUAAUAGUAUAGUACUUUACUUUAGUAGUACUACUACUAGUAAUACAGGCUAGCCUACAGCCUACACACACACUACACAGGCUACAGUACAGGAUUACAGCCGGGAGAUUGUCAUCUCGGCCAGUGUAUUAAAAUGGGACACCUGAAGCUAGUCACAGUUGAUAUAACUAACACGAUUAUCAGGUGGAGGGUUCCAGUUGGACACUAUUAUGCCAACAAAGCUCGGCUUUUUGGAGUGGAUGCCAAUGGCGACAAGCUUCAAUAUUCCUUCAACAAGAACUGGUCCGCACACUGGCAGGAAUUCCCAAACUAUGGUGUCAGCAACGGGAUGACGAGCAAAGAGUGGUGGGACGCCUUGGUGAAUCGCACGUUUCACGACGCCGGCUACAGAGGCGACCAGGAGACGCUCAAGUCCAUAACAGACGCGCUGUACACCAGCUACAAGGACGGGAACGAGGCUGCGCGUGUCUUGCCAAAUUCCGGCCGCGUCCUCUCGAACCUCAGAAAGGCCGGCCUGAAGCUCGGCGUCAUCUCGAACUACGACGAGCGCAUACACUCGCUGCUAGCGACGCUCAAUCUCGCUCAGUACUUCAAUUUCGUCAUCGCCUCGCGGGAAGCCGGCGUCUGCAAGCCGCACUCCUCCAUCUUCCGCAUGGCGCUGGAGAAGGCUGGGGUCGCACCCCACGAGGCGGCACACAUAGGCGACAACCCGUACCUCGACUACCACGCGGCGAAGCGCGCAGGCAUGCAUGCCUACCUGAUCAACCAGUCGAUCAAGAGCACGACCGAGGUUCUGCACGACGUAGACAAACGCGACGUCUACUCGGACAUCUUGGAAGUUGAGGGGCAUCUGCUUAGAUACACGCGAGGAUUUGAUGAAGAGGGCGCCACUAGUCCACCUCUCUCCCAUUUUCAGCAUCAUUGAGGACUGUACUAGUAGGAAAGUGACAAUAGAAGGGAUCAAGAACAAGAUAUAGAUAUCAUAUGUGAAGUGUGUUCAAGCUGUCACAUUGGGUGUAUAUUAGCUCCAAGAAACGGUAUUGCUAGGGUUAGUAUGUAUAGACAAUCCGUCGCACAGCCUGGUCGGGCUAGGUGUAUAUAGAGUGUGCUCUCCACAAAUUGUGGGUUGCCAACCGUCAUUUGCCGAGUGAAAGUCUUAUCGAUCAUGUUGUUCCUCAUACAUUGUUCCUCCGGGGGUUGUAUUGGCAAGAAUUGUGUUGGCAUUUGUUGAAAUACGAAAAUUGGAAUGUCUAAGGCACGUUGCCACUUAGGGGGGAUGGGACUUAGGGCCCAGGGGGACCUCUGCCAAGAAAAUUUAAAAAAAUUGGUGCAUUCUGAGAGCAUCUGAGCAGUAAUUUUGAUGUCUAGAAUGCAAGA